Molecule: messenger RNA, 5155 nt
Organism: Hypanus sabinus (Atlantic stingray)
Lineage: Eukaryota; Metazoa; Chordata; Chondrichthyes; Myliobatiformes; Dasyatidae
Gene: tnfsf12
Product: TNF superfamily member 12
Exons: 6
Coding region: 865-1617 (250 amino acids)
Biological process (GO): immune response
Cellular component (GO): membrane
Molecular function (GO): tumor necrosis factor receptor binding; receptor ligand activity
Source: RefSeq, a predicted model, not a curated record
UGAAGGAUCGCCGUCUGGGGAAGCGGCACUGAGGGAGCGCCGCACACUCCGGGCUAGAGGGGUUGGGAAGAGGUACUGAGGGAGCGCCCGCCUGGGCGGGGAGAGUGGUACUGCGGUAAGCUCGGCAGUGCAAUCCUUGAGGAAGCGCCCCGACCUCUUGGGCUUCGGGGGGGGGAGCAGUGGGGGAGGACUGGGUUGAAGCGGCACUGAGGGAGCGCCGCACGCUCUGGACUAGAGGGUCAGUGUUGAAGGAUCGCCAGGUCUGGGGAAGCGGCACUGAGGGAGCGCCGCACGCUCCUGGCCGGGUGGGGGGGGUGCACUGAGGGAGAGAGAGAGCCCCUGGGCUAGUGAAGUGAGGGGGCGCCGCGAAAUGCUUUUGCAGAAGCGACGUCAGGCGAGAAGUGAGGAGCAUCACCUCCCACAACAACUUCACCGACACGAGAAGCACCACCAACUCCCCAUUUCGUGGCAUCUUGCUGUGCGCCAACAGCCACCCGCCGCCUCCUCUACUCCCCCCCCCCCCUCAGGCGAUCGACCCUCCCCGGGCUGCAAGAAGGCCGACUUCUGGCAGAGUUCUCCCACCGAGGGACUGCCGGAGUUCCCUGGCACACGCCCGCGUCUCCUCCUCCGGCGCUGUCUCUUUAAGCGAUUUUUUUUUAAAACACAGAAACAGCCCUUUCCUGUCGCGGGCUGUAGCCUUCCUGAUUCUGGGCUGGAGCGGUCAGAGAUCUUUGCAAAACGCUGGGGGCAGAGGGCAGAAAAGAGACAGAAAUAAAACAGUUCUCCGCGACCUCUGACCUGGCAAACACUCCCGCUGUUGUUGUGUUUAUCGGCGUCCCCGACCUACCCCAACAGGGUCCGCGAAUGGGGCAGGUGAAGGUGGUCGCGCUGGCGAGGAGGAGGAUCAGAGUGGGGCUGAUCGUUCUGCUGACCGCGGUGGCCAUCUCGCUGGCGACCUUCAGCCUGGUGGUGGCCGCCUUAUCCUGGGUGGAAUUCCGCAACCUCUCGAGGUCUCUGCAGGGCUGGGCGGACCACGGACAGCAAGGCGGAAAGUCAUCGGCGCUGGAGACGGUGCGGCCGAACCCCCCGGCCAGGCUGGGCUUCCUGCAGGCACUGCUCAGCAGCAAAGCAGUCCUGCGGAAAAGAAGGGGGAGCAACCGAGGUUCAGGAUCAAAGAACAAAGCGACAGUUGCAGCUCACUUUGAAGUGACGCCGGGUACAGAAAAUGGAAUAUAUGUUGUUGACCAAGGGGGCGUCAUCAAGAAUUGGGCGGAGAGGUCGAUUCAGGUCAAGCACCGAGCGCUGAACUACAACAGCACGACAGGCGAAUUCCUAGUGGUGAAGGAUGGGAUUUACUAUGUGUAUAGCCAGGUCCAUUGCGAUGACAACAGCACAGCCUACCUGAAGCUGGACGUCAAGGUGGACAACGUGGUGGCCUUCAAGUGCCUGCAAGGGCUGCCCCCCACCCCGGUCUUCGGUCAGCAGCUGCCUGUCCACUCCUGUCAGGCGUCCGGCCUGGUCAGGCUGAGCCGGAACUCCCGGAUAACUAUCUCCAGCAUAGCCGGCGUGCGCCUCAAGGCCCGAACCUUCACCUACUUCGGCCUCUUUAGACUGUGAAGGGGCCGCGUCCCCGAGUGUGUGUGAGUGUGGUGGGGCCGGCUUUGUGCUACCGGGGGCGGGCAAAGAUCCCUCCCGGGACAGAACCUCCAUGCUUCAUACCCAAGUUUACCCUUCAAACCUAACCAGCGGGGCAAGAGGAAAGUUUUGGAUCGGGCUGAUUGGGAAGUCCUGACACCUUGUACAGUUAGACCCUUGAGCCCAUUUUGCCAGGUCGGCAUCGGUGGCUUUUGACGGGAGAGAGCUGGCUUCCCGGCCUCCAGAUCUGCACCUGGUGCCUGUUGUCAUCAGUUGCUGGCGUGUGAGGGAUUUGUAAUUACUGCGAUCUUCCCUUCUCUUCUCCAUCUUGCAGUCUAACUGGCCCCGUAUCCAAGGCUGGAGUAAAACAACUCAGUGGCAGUAGUGAGAGGGGAGGCAGGAGUGUGAGGGUGAAUAGAGGCUGUUGUUACACCCUCUGGGGUUCUUCCCCUCCUCCCCAACUGAAUUGGGGUAUCGUCGCCCCAGCUCCUGAAUCUCAGACAUGGUGACUGAGAGAGGGGAUUACGGAAAGGGAACAUUGGUGUUCCUAUCUUUGCCAGAGAGUUUCCAGGUAUGGAUUCCAUGUGGUCUGGGAGGGACACAGACAGAGAGAACCGGGCAUCAAGGAGAAACCUCCCCAUUCCCCUCUGUUCUCUGCUUGAACCUUCCCUUUCAACAGCUCCAGCGAUGGGCUCAGGACCGAGGCCAAUGGCAGCAGGCCAAGUGGUUUCCCAUUGGUUUUGGAUAUAGCAGGGGCAGGACUUUUGGUGGACAGACAGGUGGGGUGACCAAUGGCAGCAGGCCAAGUAUUUUACCAUUGGUUGUGGGUGAAGCAGGGGCAGGACUCCUGGUGGAUGGACGAGUGGGGUGACCAAUGGAGGUACUCUGCGAAAUGGCGUUUUGGGUCUGACACUUACGCCUGUACUGGAAAGAGAGGAGGUGGCCGGUAUAAAGAGAUGGGCAGAAAGGUUGGAGCAGGUGAUCAGAUGAGUGGGGAGAGUGGGAAUGGUAUCGGAAGCUGAGAAGUGAUAGGUGGGACCAGAGAGAAAUCUAUUUGCCAGUCAAGGGCAGGGCUUAUCUACUGUGGCUUUUGAGGAGCGGUCCCGGGGACACAGGAUUGAGAACGUUCUUGCUGGUGCCACACCCUUCUGGAAAACCUUUUCAGGAGUGGUCCCAGGGUCACAGGGUUGAGAAUGUUCUUGCUGGUGCCACACCCUUCUGGAAAACCUUUUGAGCUGAACUGUUCACAGUAACUUGUCCCAAGUGUUGGGGAGGGGGUAGAGAGUAGGUUCCAGGAAAUGAGUUGUGUGGAGGAGGGUGGAAUAGGGCUGAGAGCUGGCAUAGACUCGAUGGGCCAAAUAGCUCGUGGAGCUCAAAGGAAACACGAGAAACAAGCACUCAUUCCUUGCCUUCACCCACUCUCCUGCCCUCGCCUCCACUCACUCCCCUUGCCAGAGCCUAAUUUUCCUGUGCAUCACCCCACUCCUAAUGCUACCUUCUCCCUCUUCCAACCUACUUCCUUCCCCCACACUCCUCCUUUCUCCCUCAACAAUCCCCCCCACUCCAACAUCUGCACUGCUCCCCUCACCACACCACCCCACAUUCACGUUCAGCACUGACUGCUCUCCAGAACUUUAUAUGUUAUAAUUUGUGUAUAUAAUUUGUUUAAUCUAUUGAUGGGGCAGGUCCAUAUGAUGAUGCCAAUGCCCCCACCCACAAGCACCUGACUUGCGGGGGUGGGACGAUGAUUCUCCUUCAUUACCAUGAGAUGUGAAAUAAGAAUUAGGCCAUUAAGCCCGUCGACUGCUCUGCCGUUCCAUCAUGGCUGAUUUAUUUUUCCUCUCCACCCCAGUCUCCUUUGAUGCCCUGGAUGGCCCUGGGACUCAGCAGGGGUUAUUUCUACAGGGGAGAGGUGCUCGGGUAGGGCAGGAAACCAAACUAAAUUCCCCCAAACAAAAUGUAUCAAAAAGACUUGAGGAUUAAAAACUGGGAAUGUAAGAUGCAGAAGCAGCCACAGGCCAUUCAGCCCAUCUAGCUUCUUCUAUCAGUGGCUGGUCUUUGGCCUCUGCACCAUUUACCUUGAUCCCCUUCACAUCUACUGGAUAUGGAAAGGCCUGGUUACAGCGGAGGGGAUGUUUCCAAUAGUGGGAGAGUUUAGGAUCAGAGAGCACGGCCGCAGAGUACAAGGGUGUCCCUUUGGAAUAGAGAUGAUGAGGAAUUUCUUUAGCCAGAGGGCAGUUAAUCGGUGCAAUUCGUUAAUAGUAAGGGCAUCCAAGGUUACUGAGAGAAGACAGAGGUUGAGGUUGAGAGGGAAAAUAAAUCAGUCAUGAUGGAAUAGUAGAGUAGAUGAUGGGCCAAAUGGCCUCGUUCUGCACCUAUGGCUUAUGGUCUGAGAGUCCCACCAAUCUGUAUCUGCCAGCAAGGCUCUCCAGCCCUACAGGGGCUCAGGUGGCCCAGCACCUCCCAGUUCAAUCGUGGCUUCUGGCACUGUCUGGAGCUUGCAGGCCCUCGCCAAGACCUCCUCCCUCACCCCAACGCUCUUUGGUUUCCUCCCUCAUCUCAAAAAUGCAGGCAGAAUGGAUCCUGAGGAGGUUCAGAAGGGUUAUCCCGGGAAUGAGGGGCAUUUGACAGUUGGCAUUGGACCUGAACUCAGUGGAGUUCAGAGGGGGGGGAUCUCACUGAAACUCCCAGCUACUGAGUGGACAUAGGGAGGAUGGUGCCAACAGCAGCAGAGUGUACGGCGUAGCCUCCGAAUAAAGGAACGUUCCUGUCGAGCAGAGAUCAGGGGAACUUCUUCAGCCAGGGGUUGCCAAGUCUGGAGUUCAUUGCAAGAGAGUCCAGGGCAGAGAUUGAUAGAUUAUUGAUUAUUAAGGGGGCUAAGGGUUACAAGGAGGAGGCAGAAGAAUGGGAUGGGGUGAAAAAGAGUCGGCUGACAUUGAACGUCAGAGCAGACUGAUGGGCUGCAUGGCCUGGUUCUGCUCCUAUGUCUGAUGGCAACACACACAAAGUGCCAGAGGAAUGCAGCUGGUCGGGCAGCAUCUGAGGAGAAUAAUAAACAGUCGACGUUUUGGGGCCAGAAACCUUUCAUUGAGGUCCUAUGGUCAGCAAAGACAAGUUGGGCUGAAGGGCCUGUGUCUUCACUGUAGAUGUUGGUAGGUUAAUUGGCCGUUGUAAAUUGCCUCCCCGAGCAAGCCGGACACUGGUGCAAGAAUAAGCUGGCCAUCAAUAACAGAAAGAGUUUUAAAACUGAGGCACUGUUUAAUUGGGGGCUGCUCCAGUUCUGGUUUUGGGAACAAGAGAGGGAGAGGGGGAAGGUGAGGGGUGUGAGCUGGGAUUCGGGACAGCCAGGCUUUGAAAGAACAUGGAAGGUUCAGGUCACGAAGUAAGAAGUGAAACAUUGACUUCACAGUUUCUGCUGCGCCCCAAGUGUUUGGCAUCCUUUGCGUUGGUGGCAGCCUGUUGUAUAUAGGACAUAACUCACGGUGUAAAUGGGUGUAUAAAUCUUUGCUUUUAUUUUACA